Molecule: messenger RNA, 360 nt
Organism: Cydia strobilella
Lineage: Eukaryota; Metazoa; Arthropoda; Insecta; Lepidoptera; Tortricidae
Exons: 3
Coding region: 1-360 (119 amino acids)
Source: RefSeq, a predicted model, not a curated record
AUGUCGCCGCUCGCCCGCUCGCUGGUCGCGCUAGGCGCGCUGCUCGCCGCCGCCGACGCCGAAUGCAGAACAAAGAUGAUAGGUUAUGUAACGAAAACGGAUACCGGCUGGAACGUAUAUGAUGCUGCUCCUGGAGGAGAUGUCGUUUAUCUUCCUAAGACCUACUACAUAACAGAAACAGUGGGUGAGAAGAUAACCGUCUGCAAUAAAGAUCCCAACGCGCCGCCGCCGGUAAUAGAGGUGGCGACGCCGACGCAGUUCUCACAAGUGACCAUAGCGUGUUAUGAAGAUGAGUGUCCGCAGGGAUCAACGGUUAAUGUUACAAAGUAUAUUGAAGAUUAUUUUGUGAUCUGGCCAUAG